Molecule: messenger RNA, 667 nt
Organism: Theobroma cacao (cacao)
Lineage: Eukaryota; Viridiplantae; Streptophyta; Magnoliopsida; Malvales; Malvaceae
Biological process (GO): photosynthesis
Cellular component (GO): membrane; photosystem II
Source: RefSeq, a predicted model, not a curated record
CCUCCUCUUCUUCAUCCAAUAUCUAAGCCAUAAUAUCCUUCAUCAACCAGCGCCAAAGUCCAAAACUUGAAACCAAUUACAUUCAAUUGAGCAAGAAAAAAAAAAAAAAAGCAAAGAAAAGGAAAAAUAUCACCAAAUGGCCUCUGUUUCAAUGGCUAUGCCACUGAGUUCUGCAACCCAGAAGAGGGUUCACCAACCAAGCUCCGACUCCUUCAUCAAGCCUUUGCCCCUAAAACCAUCAAAGGCUGUUAUCUCGACAAAGCCAAAGCCCAGCGCCAGGCUUCAAGUGCGGGCAUCCUUCAAAGAGAAGGCAGUGACAGGAUUAACUGCAGCCGCAUUGACAGCUUCUAUGGUUAUACCGGAGGUGGCAGAAGCAGCUGAGUCUGGUGUGUCCCCAUCUCUCAAGAACUUCUUGCUUAGCAUCGUAGCUGGUGGAGUCGUGCUUUUCGCCCUUGUUGGAGCUGUUGUUGGAGUCGCUAACUUUGAUCCUGUCAAGCGAAGCUGAGGACAAUCUGAAAGUUCCCUAGUGAAUUUUCCUGCCCUUUAUCCUCAGAAAUAUUGCUUUUCGUUUAUGGUUUAUGUGAGUAAUGCAAAUGCUGCAGCUAUAUAUAUGGGCAUGAGACAAUUAAAUUUGGAAAUAAACAUCUUUCAUUGCAGCAGGAGAUUA